Kwoniella shivajii is the source of this 2046-nucleotide messenger RNA. RefSeq names its product 1,4-alpha-glucan-branching enzyme. The record is from RefSeq and is a predicted model, not a curated record. The transcript has 16 exons. Gene Ontology annotation, molecular function: hydrolase activity, hydrolyzing O-glycosyl compounds; 1,4-alpha-glucan branching enzyme activity; cation binding. Gene Ontology annotation, biological process: glycogen biosynthetic process. NCBI's taxonomy places the organism in Eukaryota, Fungi, Basidiomycota, Tremellomycetes, Tremellales, Cryptococcaceae. Bases 1 to 2046 code for a protein of 681 amino acids. Gene Ontology annotation, cellular component: cytoplasm.
AUGACUCAAAUCCCAACAGACGGAACUGGUGUCGUGCUUUCCGACCCUUGGCUCGAGCCAUUCUCUGCCUCGAUCCGAAAACGAUACGCUGCCUUCAAAAAACAGCGAGACAAUAUUGACCAACAUGAAGGUGGUCUCGCUCACUUCUCCGAAGGCUACAAGACGAUGGGUCUUCAAGUCGACGAGACUGGCGGUGUGAGGUACAAAGAAUGGGCUCCCAACGCAACUCAAGCUCGUCUGAUUGGAGAAUUCAACAACUGGUCUCACACCGCCAAUCCAAUGACGAAAUCCGCUUUCGGAGUUUGGGAAUGCUACGUCCCUCCCAAGUCCUCCGGCGUAUGUGCAAUCCCCCACGACUCGAUGAUCAAAAUAUCCAUGACCCUUCCUUCCGGCGAAUCAAUCGAUCGCAUCCCGGUCUGGAUAUCCCGUGUAACCCAAGACCUCAACAUUUCUCCCCUCUACGAUGGUCGAUUCUGGAAUCCGCCCAAAGAGCAAAUAUACAACUUCAAGCACGGACAUUCCACGCGACCAUCAGAAGGUCUGAAGAUCUACGAAGCUCACGUCGGUAUCUCAAGCCCGAACAUGCGCGUCACCACGUACCAAGAGUUCGAAACCGAUGUCCUGCCGAGAAUCAAGAAGCUUGGUUAUAAUUGUAUCCAAAUGAUGGCUAUAAUGGAGCAUGCGUACUAUGCCUCUUUCGGAUACCAAGUCUCAAACUUCUUCGCUGCGUCGUCUCGUUACGGCACUCCCGAGGAAUUAAAAUCGCUCAUCGACAAAGCACACGAAAUGGGACUGACCGUACUCCUUGAUGUCGUACACUCGCACGCGAGCAAGAACAUUGUUGAUGGAAUCAACGAAUUUGACGGCUCUGACCACCUCUACUUCCACGGAGGUGUAAAAGGCAAGCACGAGCUGUGGGAUUCUCGAUUAUUCAACUAUGGCCAUCACGAAGUACUGCGAUUCCUCCUCUCCAAUCUCAGGUAUUGGAUGGAUGUGUACAUGUUUGACGGCUUCCGAUUCGACGGUGUCACCAGCAUGAUGUACACACACCACGGUAUCGGCACGGGAUUUUCUGGCGGGUACCAUGAAUACUUUGGCGAGUCAGUCGACACCGAGGCGAUGGUAUACCUCAUGCUUGCGAACCAAAUGCUGCACGACGUGUACCCUCAUGCCAUCACCAUCGCGGAAGACGUUUCCGGAAUGCCAACACUCGGUCGACCAGUGUACGAAGGAGGUGUGGGCUUUGAUUACCGAUUGUCCAUGGCCGUGCCCGACAUGUGGAUAAAAAUGCUCAAAGACUCCACUGACGCUGAGUGGGAGAUGGGAAAUGUCGUCCACACCCUCACCAACCGUAGACACCUCGAAAAAAGCGUCGCCUACGCUGAAAGUCACGAUCAAGCACUUGUCGGAGACAAAACCUUGGCGUUUUGGCUCAUGGACAAAGAAAUGUAUACAAACAUGUCCGACCUCUCGCCCAUGAACGCAAUCGUCGAUCGAGGUCUUGCUCUUCAUAAAAUGAUCAGGUUCAUCGUCCACACUCUCGGCGGAGAAGCGUAUCUCAAUUUCGAAGGCAACGAGUUUGGACAUCCAGAAUGGAUGGACUUUCCCCGUGAAGGUAAUGGCAACUCCUUUGCCCACGCCCGACGUCAGUUCAACCUCGUCGACGACCCCCUUUUACGAUACCGACAUUUGAACGAAUUCGACGUGGCGAUGAAUUGGUUGGAAGACAAAUACAAGUGGUUGAGCGCUCCUCCGGCAUACGUGUCAUUAAAACACGAAGGUGACAAGGUCAUCGUGUACGAGCGAGCGGGUCUAUUGUUCAUCUUCAACUUCAACUCGACGCAAUCGUUUGUCGACUAUCGUGUCGGCGUCGACGUGCCCGGCGAAUACAAGGUCAUCUUAUCCAGCGACGAAAAGAAGUUUGGAGGACACGAACGCAUUGAUCUUAACGGGAGGUAUUUCACCACCCCAAUGGAAUGGAACGGACGUAACAAUUGGCUCCAGGUGUACAGUCCCGCGAGGACCGUCCUAGUGCUCGGUUUGUAG